UGUUGGUGUGGGACCAGGCCGCUAGAGGGCGCUGCUCGAGAUCGUCCCUUCUUACCAUGGUGAUGACUGGAGCGGGGCUGGAGGUCAGAGUUCAAUGUUUGACAGAAAGCUGAAUAUGGAUUCCAUAUUUCAUGAGAAACAAGAGGGCUCUCUUUGCGCCCAACACUGUCUCAACAACCUCCUGCAGGGUGAGUAUUUCACCCCUGUGGAUCUGUCCUCCAUUGCUCAUCAGCUUGAUGAAGAGGAAAGAAUGAGGAUGGCUGAAGGAGGUAUGGCCAGUGAGGAGUAUAGGACCUUCUUACAGCAACCAUCUGGGAACAUGGAUGACAGCGGGUUCUUUUCAAUUCAAGUAAUUAGCAAUGCCCUGAGAGUGUGGGGUUUGGAGUUAAUCCUCUUCAACAGCCGGGAGUACCAGAGCCUGAUGAUUAAUCCAAUAAAUGAGAAAGCCUUUAUUUGCAACUACAAGGAGCACUGGUUUACUAUACGGAAACUCGGACAACAGUGGUUUAAUCUGAAUUCACUGUUGACUGGACCAGAGUUGAUAUCAGACACCUAUCUAGCACUUUUCCUUGCACAGUUACAACAAGAAGGUUAUUCCAUAUUUGUGAUCCGAGGAAACCUCCCAGAGUGUGAAGCAGAGCAUAUUCUUGGGAUCAUGAGGGUGCAGCAGCAGCAGCGACCAAGGCUUAUUGGAGAGGAUGAAGCCCAGACAAGUGCAGGUAUGUCAGCAGCUCUAAGCCAGACAGAGAUGGUCUUUGGUGUGGAGGAUGAGGUUGUUGAUGAAGAUGAAGAGCUGAAGAAAGCUCUGGCAAUCAGCAGACAGGACAUAGAUGUGGAAGAUGAAGAAGCUGAUCUUCGCAGGGCCAUACAGCUUAGCAUGCAAGGUGCAGUGAUGAGCAACAAGUCCUCAGAGUCUGAAAUGGGAAAUGUGAAAUCAGGGAGCCAGGCAGCGGGGAGUGCUGCAGGAGGACAAAAAGGCGGCCAAAAUGAAGCACUAACAGCUGAGGAACUGCGGAAGAGGAGACAAGCCUAUUUUGAUCGGCAGCAGCAACAAGCUCAGCCGAACAUUCCUCAACCAGACACAAAAUCAUCAGAUGGCUCAGGAUCAGUAAACACUGGCUCUGAAGAGGACCAACAACAAAAGCCCAGCCAGUGAAGGUGUACAAGGUUUGCCCAUGUUGUUUACCACCUGCCAGGAUUGGCAACCCAAUACGGGGGUAGCUUUGCUCCUUCCUCUAACCUUUUGCACAUGCGAACAUAAGGACAGUCAGAAGGCUGACUUGUUGCCCCUGAUUAGUUCGCUGACGGCUUAUAGAGAAGAGAAAAACGACAAAGAAAAGGCAUCAGUUAGUCCAAUCUAACUCAGUGAGACACUAACGCAGGGAAAAGGGUGACCACAGAACUCAUGAAGCAGUUAAUCCAAGUUUGCAAUUGCCUUUGUACCAUGUCGCCUUCUAUUUCUAUUGUACACUUUUUUUAUUCUCGUUUUUUUUCUCUGCAAGAGAUGGUAAGGUAUCUUCAGCAUACAAAGGGUGCGUUUACUUGUUUGGGGUGAAAACAUACAGAGAUGAUUGUUCUGUGAAAGCCAUAAGAGACCAAUGUUGACCACAGAUGGAAGUUUGAUGGAUAAUGACAGAGCCCCUUACCUUUCUUUUGGACUUGUGUGUGUUGGACAUAAGAUUCCAACACACGCCCCAACAGAACAUCGGUGUAGUUUUGAAAUAAUUUCUUGUAGUGAAUAUCUUUUAGCCAGCAGCACUAAAAUAUGUGGGUAAUUAAAUCCUAACUUAAUAAUGUUACUUGCAGACGAGUGAACUUCCAAGGUAUUUAGACAGCAGCAUAUUGUUGAUGUUGUGGCUUUGUUAUCACCUUUAAGUGUAUAUGUAGGCAUAAGGAAAUGUAAGAUUACACAUCUCACAAACACUUAUUAACACACACAAUAUUGAGGGUGUUUUGUCCAUUUGUGAUGGGCGCUGAAUAAAAUAAUUCUAUAGAACUAUUGGCUGAAUCUAAGAUGCUUUUGACUGAUGCAAAUGUUCCAUCUGUAAACAGCAUGAAACUGCAGCUGAUCGAUAAAUACAUAGUUAUUUUAUCCAGCACAGUGUAAUCACUUAAAACCAAAAAAAGUCUGGCAUGUCCAACCAGAGUGUUCAUCUGUUGUUUCUCUCAUCAGUAUUUGUCUUGAAUUGUAUAAGGAAUUUAUUAUAAAGAAAAGAUUGUUAAAAG
Molecule: messenger RNA, 2226 nt
Organism: Cyclopterus lumpus (lumpfish)
Lineage: Eukaryota; Metazoa; Chordata; Actinopteri; Perciformes; Cyclopteridae
Gene: atxn3
Product: ataxin 3
Exons: 11
Coding region: 95-1156 (353 amino acids)
Biological process (GO): protein deubiquitination
Cellular component (GO): nucleus
Molecular function (GO): cysteine-type deubiquitinase activity
Source: RefSeq, a predicted model, not a curated record